This is a messenger RNA of Coregonus clupeaformis (lake whitefish), 1018 nucleotides long. Its product is annotated as striated muscle preferentially expressed protein kinase-like. NCBI's taxonomy places the organism in Eukaryota, Metazoa, Chordata, Actinopteri, Salmoniformes, Salmonidae. The transcript is spliced from 4 exons. The record is from RefSeq and is a predicted model, not a curated record. Bases 432 to 968 code for a protein of 178 amino acids. Gene Ontology annotation, molecular function: protein kinase activity.
CUCUCUCUCUCUCUCUCUCUCUCUCUCUCUCUCUCUCUCUCUCUCUCUCUCUAAUCACUCUUCGGUGGGGUGUAAGCAGAGCCACAGACCCCCUUCAAAGGGCUGUAGCGGUGGUGGCUAAGUCUAGAUGAUCCAGGUGGACUUACACCAGGGGCUCCAGUGGACAGGAGGACAGGCAGAGAGAGGUCACUUAAAUUUGUUCCAGAUGAUGUUACCUUAACUGGACUUUGCAAGGAUGUGAAAAAAUGGAUUACAUAGUUUUCUGGGAGGCGAUGAGAUUCCAGGUCAAAUUGGAAUGCUGAGAGGUACCUCUGACCAAUCAAGGAACAGAUGUAUCAAUGGAGGAUUUCAUAAGGAUUGUUCCAUACACUCAGUAACUGCAACCCAUAACUAAAAGGAAGUCACUUACUGAACACGAAGUGUUCAGAACCAUGAGCACCAAUCCAAAGAAAAUGGCGGAAGGCGGCACACAUCUCAGUCCUGGUACCCCCUCCAAACGGGUCAAAGUUUCCCAGGACCAGGUAGUUCUGGACACAGGGGACCCAGGUCCCACCCCGCCGGUGUUCCUGCGUAAGGUCCGCAAGGCUGCAGUGGGGACAGGGUGUGAUAUCCGCCUGAGGGUGUCUGUGGGGGGUCAACCUGCCCCCUCUCUGUGCUGGUACCGUAACAAUGAUCUCCUGGCCCCGCCUGGUGAGCAGGAUGUUGGGGGUCUGUGGAUCAGGGAUUGCAAGGCCAGUGACGCGGGUCUCUAUACCUGCGUGGCCAGCAACUGCCUGGGGGAGGCCCAGAGCAGCGCCCUGCUUGCCGUUAUGGACCUGGGAGAAGACUCUGAAACCACAGAGGAUGAAGCCACGGAGCCCCAGGUACCCAUGGAAACCAAGGAAGGACCCGGUGGGCGGCACCAGGACAAGGCUGGCCGUAGAGUGCCUGCAGGUGAAGGAGGUAGGAUGAUGGACUCCAGUCCCUGACCGGAGGGCCACCUUUCCUGGGGGCCAUGACCCAGUGGUGGAGAGGGAGC